Chroicocephalus ridibundus (black-headed gull) is the source of this 2145-nucleotide messenger RNA. It is a transcript of the gene TRIM42, whose product is annotated as tripartite motif containing 42. Gene Ontology annotation, biological process: protein monoubiquitination. The record is from RefSeq and is a predicted model, not a curated record. Gene Ontology annotation, molecular function: ubiquitin protein ligase activity; protein binding; zinc ion binding. NCBI's taxonomy places the organism in Eukaryota, Metazoa, Chordata, Aves, Charadriiformes, Laridae.
AUGCAAUUAAUGAAGAGGGAGAGGGAUGAAAAUGGGCAUCUCUGUUCGACCUGGCAGUGCUGCUCAAACUGCCAUUACCUGACUUGCCCAAGCAGAAACUUGUAUUGGCACUUCUUGUUUGCCAGUGAGCCGAACUGCAGCUGUUUCCCACAUCCAUAUGAAGACAAACCUUGCCCAUGCUGCCAUUGCUCAUGCGCAGAGCAUGCAAAUUGCUGGCGGUGCUGCUGCUCUUGUUUAAAUGACCCAGGCUGCAAAUGCUGCUGCUGCGGUGGAGAGAACUCAGCAUGUCAGUAUUACGAAAGCAAGUGCUGCAGAAGCUCUGCCCAUGAACCACAUCAGUCAAGAACACCAGGAACCUGUUCAGUAAAUACCGUGUUAAGAUUUAGAACUAGAAAUAAUGCAUCUGUCCUUACACCAGAAAGGAAGGUCUCCAGACACACUUUCCGUGACCAGUUUGCCUGUCCACUGUGUAAGCAAUUGUUUCUCCACCCACUUAUGGUGCCGCACAAUCAUUGUGAGAAGUGCGUAACUAAAAGCAAGACCAAAGCUGAAGUAACUGAAGACUACGUCAUUGUAUGCCCAGUGUGUAGCAAAGCACAUUGCCUCCCUAACAUAAACAAAAUUCAGCUGAAAUAUAUGCGCAGACACAGCUUUCUGAGGUGGAGAUUUGACCACAGUGAAAGACCAGUCUACUUUGAAACUUGCAGGGAGAGAAAAGUGGCAAGCAAAAGAUGUAGAACACGUGGAAUAAAUAAUUGUAAUGAAUGUCUGCAUUUAAAUCAUAGCAAGAAUGGUGCUCAAGACCACAUUUUCACCAAAGCACAUACAGAAGAUCAUGAGUGGCACUGCUUACUCCACAGCAACUCAGACCUAUCUGAAUACUGUCUGGAUGACCACGAACCGACCUGUGGGUUCUGCAGGAACUCACUGCACAAUGACCACGAGAAUAUUUCCUUGGCAGUUGCAUGUUCAAGGUAGGCAGCUUCCCUCUUUGAUACAAUUGCAAAAUUUAGAAAAGUUCAUACUGGAGUUGAUAAUGAUCUAAUGGAAGUUAUCCUGUUAAAAAAGAUUUUCGAGACCUUUAAGGACACCAAAAGGAAGGAGAUCAGAAAUGGAUUCUUAAAAUUACGUAUGGUUCUUCAAGAACUAGAAAAGAAGAUGAUGGAGUUGCUUGAAAAUGUUGAACUUAAAAAACAGAAAGAAAUUUCAGAAUACCUAAAUGAUACGUCCAAUCAGCUAUCACAUACGGAUGGCCUUAUUCAAUACUCUAAACAGGCUCUUAAGGAGGAAAGCCAAGUGUUUCUGCAAUCUGCACACCGCUUAGUGAAAGAAAUAGAAAAUGCGACUCCUUCCAUUUUCCAAUCUAGUCCACAUGUAAGAGAAGAUCCCUGAAGAAAACUUCAACUCAGCUUUGAUGAACUUUUCUCCACUUUACAGGGACUUGUCCCAUCCCUUAGUGGAAUAAAGCAGACAGAAAGUAAAGCAGAAAAAUAUCUGUAUUCUUUUAACCCAGAGAUAAUGGUUCCAAGGCAUUCAAGUACUCAGAAAUCCAAGCAAGCAACAUCGUUCCGAAGCACAUAUUUAAAUUCCGUGUUUGAUUUAGGUGUUCUGCCUAAAGACAUUGUCAGAUGACCAAGCUCUAACCCUCCCCAUCAUCCUACACAGAGUAAUGAAGUGUGUGUGUACCAGGAUUCAGCUUGUGAAAAUGCAAGAAAAGAAAGAAAAUAUCAGGUUUUUAACUUUUCAAGUCUAGAACCUAUAGACAAUGAAUCCGUACCAGUCCUAGAACUUGUUGUUAUAUACCAGACUGCUGUUUACCUGAGGCCUGCUGAAAUUUACUGGACUUGUCCCACAGAACAUGUGGAUUUCUUUGAGGUAGAGUUUUAUGAAGUUGCUCGUAUUGGUCCUGGUAACAUUGUCCAGACACAACUAGCUGACCAGCUAAGCAAAAUACAGCUGUAGAACCUUGAGGUACAUAAUCUGGAUCCAAAUACAGAAUAUCUUUUUAAAGUCCAUGCUGUCAAUGCAAGUUGUUAAGAAGAAUGGAGUGAGAUCUGUAAGAUAAUUGCUUCAGAGGAAUAUGGGAAAAUCAGAGACGUGGGAGAAGCAGAAGAGUAUUCAGGGCGUUCUGCAUACACCGUAUAG